Lactuca saligna is the source of this 1729-nucleotide messenger RNA. The record is from the annotation of a GenBank genome assembly. Lineage: Eukaryota; Viridiplantae; Streptophyta; Magnoliopsida; Asterales; Asteraceae.
GGCUAUAAAUCCACACAACAUGAUGUUGAUAAAAUUUCCAAAGUCUCUGAUGAUUAGGAUCUAUCUUGUUUUGUCAUCUUUCUUCCUUAUUAUUUCUGCUGCCUUCCUUCUCCUAUCUCCUUCAGCUUUAGAUAGUUCUGUCAUAAAUCCUUGCACAUCCCAUAAGUGCCUUCACAUGGUCGAAACUAGCUACCAUACGAAGGCAAUGCAAGACGAUGUAAAAUCAUCCAUCCAAUCAUAUCAACAUGCUCAAAAGUCAAAGACGCCUAAUUUCUUGAUUAAUGACAUGGAAAAAGGCAUGAGGAUUGGAAUGCUAAACAUGGAUAGAGAGGAUUUUAGUCAAUGGAGUGUUUUCGGGGAACUAAUCCCAAUCUCCUUCAAAAAAGUCUCCAAUAAUUUAAAGUGGGAGGACUUAUUCCCAAGAUACCUAAACGAAGAAGAAGAAAAGGAAAUCCAAUCACGUCCCAAGAUGCCAAUGCAGGAUUUUAACAAGUUCGAAUACAUGGACAUGGUGGUUGUGAAGAUACCAUGCAAGCAUCCGAAAGAGCGAUGGCAAAGAGACGUUUUCCGGUUGCAGUUGCACCUUGUGGCGGCGGAACUGGUGGUGAAGAGAGGGAGGGGGAGGACGAAGGUGGUGGUUGAGAGCAAGUGUAAGCCGAUGAUGGAGGUUUUCAGGUGCGAUGAUUUGGUGAAGGAAGAAGGUGAAUGGUGGUAUUAUAAACCGGACGUGAACACGUUGAAACACAAGAUUUCUUUGCCUUUUGGUACUUGUGAUAUGGAUUUGCCUCUUUCGGAGAAAGGUAUUAUAAACCAAGUGCAUGAAUUAAACCCCGAAAGCAAACUCACAAAACGUGAAGCUUACGCCACCGUGCUCCACUCAUCGGAAGCUUAUGUCUGCGGUGCCAUAACCUUAGCUCAAUCCCUCCUUAAAACAAGAACAAAUCGCCACCUCAUCCUCCUCAUCGACACCUCCAUCUCAAUCUCCAAACGCAGAGCAUUAGCAGCUGCAGGUUGGAUUAUACGUAUCAUCGAACGAAUCAGCAACCCACGAAGUCGCAACGACACUUACAACAGAUACAACUACACCAAGCUACGGCUAUGGCAGCUCACUGACUACCACAAGAUCAUCUUCAUCGACUGUGACAUGAUUGUCCUCCGCAACCUCGACCACCUCUUCUCUUUCCCGCAGAUGUCUGCGGCUAGCAAUUCGGAAUCGAGAUUUAACUCCGGUAUCAUGGUCAUUGAGCCCUCAAAUUGCACUUUCAUGCAUUUCAUGCGAAGUAUCAACGAAAUCACCUCGUACAAUGGCGGUGAUCAAGGGUUUUUGAAUGAAAUAUUUGUCUACUGGCAUAGAUUUCCGAAGAAGGUGAACUUUUUCAAGCAGUUUGUGUUAAACAGUAACGAGGAAGAAACUGUAAAUAACGAGUUGUUUGCGGCGGAUCCACCGAAGCUUUACACGAUACAUUACUUUGGACGGAAACCAUGGUUGUGCUAUAGAGAUUACGAUUGUAAUUGGGAUGUCCCUUAUUUCAGGAUGUAUGCUAGUGAUGUGGCAAACCGUAGAUGGUGGAAUGUUCAUGACGCCAUGGAUGAUAGCUUACAGAAGGAAUGUGAGUUGACGGAUUGGAGGAAGGAAGAGUUGAAGCGGGAUCGUGAAGCGGCUAAGAGAGCUGGAUUUGCUGAUAACCAUUGGCUGAUCAACAUUACUGAUCCCAGAAGCUUUGAUUGA